AUGGAUAUUCAGAUACUCUCAGACUUGCACUUGGAAUCUCCUUCGGCUUAUGAUCUCUUCUCCGCCCCACCAAAAGCCCCCUAUCUCGCUCUGCUAGGCGACAUAGGCAAUGUCCGCGACAAGGGGUUCUUCUCCUUCAUCGAAACCCAACUUCGGUGGUUCCAGACUGUCUUCUUCCUGAUGGGGAAUCAUGAGCCGUAUAACUCUAGCUGGGAAGAGUCAAGGAAACAAAUUACCAACUUUUCGCUCAAGGUUAGCCUGCGAAAGGAUGAAGGGCUCGGAACAUUUGUCUUCUUAGAUCGCACAAGAUACGAUGUAACCGCUGAUAUUACAGUUCUGGGGUGCACGCUAUACUCGCAUAUUCCUGCCCAGCAAGAGGCCGCUGUUGGUAUGGGACUGAACGACUUCUUUCGAAUUAAUAACUGGUCGGUACCGGAUCAUAACAUUGCUCAUGCUGGUGAUCUGGCAUGGCUGAAUGAACAAGUUACAUCCAUCACGUCCUCGGAGCCUGGAAGAAAAAUUGUCAUUUUCACCCAUCAUGGGCCCCUUUCCGCCGAUGGGAGAGCCACCGGCCCUAUACAUAUAGAUAGUCCUAUCAGUGGAGGGUUUGCAACGGAUUUGACAGACGAGGAGUGUUGGAAGAGCCCGAAUGUAUGUUUUUGGGCCUUUGGGCACACGCAUUUCAACUGUGAUUUUACGCUCGAGGUGGAGGGUUCUAAGAGGAGGAUCUUAACCAAUCAACGCGGGUAUUACUUUAAACAAGCACCAGGCUUUGAUGUCGGAAUGGUGGCCAGGGUUUAG
Molecule: messenger RNA, 801 nt
Organism: Trichophyton benhamiae CBS 112371
Lineage: Eukaryota; Fungi; Ascomycota; Eurotiomycetes; Onygenales; Arthrodermataceae
Exons: 1
Coding region: 1-801 (266 amino acids)
Molecular function (GO): hydrolase activity
Source: RefSeq, a predicted model, not a curated record